Theobroma umbraticum is the source of this 1811-nucleotide messenger RNA. Its product is annotated as protein CUP-SHAPED COTYLEDON 2-like. Gene Ontology annotation, biological process: regulation of DNA-templated transcription. Gene Ontology annotation, molecular function: DNA binding. The record is from RefSeq and is a predicted model, not a curated record. NCBI's taxonomy places the organism in Eukaryota, Viridiplantae, Streptophyta, Magnoliopsida, Malvales, Malvaceae.
CCUCUCAAUUCUCAUCGCCCCUCCUCCCCCCAUCUCUACCCCUUUUUCCUUUCUCUCUCUCUUAAAAGGACCUCUCUCAUAAAAACUACUUUCUGUUCCCUCCCUUUCAUUUUCUUCACUGACAGAGAAUACCUGCACACUUUCUCACGCACGCACGCAUACUCAAAACAGAACCCCAGAGCCCACUCCCUUCAGACACAUACAUCACCCUCUCUCUCUUUGCCCCUUAUCAUAAUCCUUAGCCAUUGAGAGUGAGAGACAGAGAGAGAUUGCGGAAGAGGACAGAGCAGAGAAAAAACGCAGAGAUUUUUCCAGCUCCAGAUCAUACUCUCCCUCUUUUAAUUAAUCUUUUUGCCUAUUUUUUUUAUUCUGUCAGUCACUGGAUUCAUCAAAUCCCGCUUUGACACCCCCAUAUAACUCUCUCCCCCUCCCUCGUUUCUCUUCCUUCCUCAUCGAACGCAAACCGUUUAGCUAAACUUCAUGAUGUUAAAGCUUUGGUUUUGAAGUUUAGGGUUUUUUAGAAGUUUGCUGGCAAGGGCUGUGUUUGUUGUUCUCUUUGAAGUUGGGGUGAAGGUUUUGUUGUUUGGUUCUCGAUAUGGAUAGUUACCAUCAUUUUGACAACGGUGAUACUCACUUACCUCCUGGCUUUCGAUUCCAUCCAACUGAUGAAGAGCUUAUUACUUACUAUCUCUUGAAAAAGGUUCUUGAUAGUAGCUUUACUGGUAGAGCUAUAGCUGAGGUCGACCUUAACAAGUGCGAGCCUUGGGAACUUCCUGAGAAGGCAAAGAUGGGGGAAAAAGAGUGGUACUUUUUCAGUUUGAGAGAUAGGAAGUACCCAACUGGGUUGAGAACUAACCGAGCAACUGAAGCUGGUUAUUGGAAGGCUACGGGAAAAGAUAGGGAGAUUUAUAGCUCAAAGACUUGUGCACUUGUUGGAAUGAAGAAGACUCUAGUUUUUUAUAGAGGAAGAGCUCCUAAAGGAGAAAAGAGCAACUGGGUCAUGCAUGAAUAUCGCCUGGAAGGCAAAUUUGCUUACCAUUAUCUCUCCAGAAGCUCCAAGGACGAAUGGGUCAUAUCCAGGGUCUUUCAGAAGAGUGGCUCUGGCAGUGGUGCCACCAGCAGCACUGGCGGAGGAGCCAAGAAGACGCGCACGAACGCCUCCGUGGCUCUUUACCAAGAACCAAGCUCCCCUUCCUCGGUCUCCCUUCCGCCUCUCCUGGAUCCCACCACAGCUGCUACUGCCACUACUGCCACUUCCCUCACAGAUCGUGACAGCUGCUCCUACGACAGCCAUUCCCAACCCGAGCACGUGUCCUGUUUCUCCACCAUUGCUGCUGCAGCUGCCUCCGCUGCUGCCACCACCCCAGCUGCACAUCCUGCCUUCAACCCUGGUUUUGACCUUGCAGUGCAACCACCACAAAUGAUCAACAAUACUUUUGAUCCGAUCGCAAGGUUUUCGAGAAAUGUGGGUGUUUCAGCAUUUCCUAGCUUAAGGUCUCUUCAGGAGAAUUUGCAUUUACCCUUCUUUUUCUCCCCUCCAGCAUUGGCGGCACCGCCACCCCACAGUGGCUCCUCCCUGAACUGGGGGGCAGUGUCCGAAGAAGGUAACGGUGGUUCUGGUGCUGGUGGCAAGAUGUCCAUGGGUCAUACUGAGCUUGAUUGCAUGUGGACUUUCUAAUUAGGAACUUGAGGAAUUCGGUUUGAACUUUCUAUUAUUAAUUAAUUGCUAAAUUAUGUUGUCAUUGGAGGUAGGCUAGGAAAAGGACUGCUGAUUAAUGUCAGCCAGAUUUCAAUCUCAUGCCUGUAAUAUA